Messenger RNA from Racocetra fulgida, 612 nucleotides. Lineage: Eukaryota; Fungi; Glomeromycota; Glomeromycetes; Diversisporales; Gigasporaceae. The record is from the annotation of a GenBank genome assembly.
AUGCCAUUGGCCUUGUCAAUUCAUGAUCUUCAUGAAACUAUAAUAAAAAGGUUAGAGGCUGUUUAUGGUAAUCCAUUACCUUCCAAUAUUAAUAUCCCAUCAGACGAAUGGAUUCGUCUUCAAUUUUGCUUUACAAAUGCUACUACAAUACAGGCAAUGUAUUAUACUGGCCGAUUUAAAGUAAAUUUUAAAGUGCAAGGGAGAAUGCUUCAAAAAAGUAGUGAAGACGCACAUUAUUGUGCAGCACUUUUUCGAUACUUUAGAGAAUUUUGUAUCCGGUACCGUCAAUGGGCUUGCUUAAUUUCUGCGGAUGAUAAACAUAAGAUUCCUAUUAGAGAAGAUGUUGCAGUUUCUACAGGAAGCACUUUGGCUGCUGCUGAUCAUGAUUUCUCAAAACUAUCUCUAACACCGUCAGUAGUUUUUUUAAUUUCUAUUCCUAAUGAUAUUUCUGGAUUAUUUUAUGAUGAAUCAGAAUUAAAAGAAUGCAUCACGGGCAUUCAAGAAAUAUUAAAAAAUCGAACUGUACGACUUAGAUUAAAAAACAAUAAAUUUAAAUGCCAUUCCCCGGCAAGUCAAGAAGAGAUUACUGAAGUAUUUGAGGUAAAUAUUUAA